This is a messenger RNA of Anolis carolinensis (green anole), 5247 nucleotides long. RefSeq names its product solute carrier family 12 member 3 (gene slc12a3). Gene Ontology annotation, cellular component: apical plasma membrane. Gene Ontology annotation, molecular function: sodium:potassium:chloride symporter activity. The record is from RefSeq and is a predicted model, not a curated record. The coding region runs from base 102 to 3116 and encodes 1004 amino acids. Gene Ontology annotation, biological process: chloride transmembrane transport; potassium ion import across plasma membrane; cell volume homeostasis. NCBI's taxonomy places the organism in Eukaryota, Metazoa, Chordata, Lepidosauria, Squamata, Anolidae. The transcript is spliced from 26 exons.
AGUGAGCUGGCUCCGGUUUCGGGGGUAUAAAAUCCCCCGUCCCUUCGAAACGUCACAUUAGAAGGCCCAUUUGGAGAGACAGGGAUCGGAGAGAGGAUGCCAUGGCCGAAUUGCCGGGCACCGACCGGACUUUGGACCUGUCCCGCUCCAACGGGCGCUUCACCAUCAGCACCCUGAUCAGCACCGAGGACAGCGGCCGCGGGCCUUACGUCCAGGGCGACACGGCCGUCUACGACACCAGCCAGGGCAACCACCUCACCCACAACAACACCUUCUACCUGCGGACCUUUGGCUACAACACCGUCGACGUCGUGCCCACCUAUGAGAACUACGCCAACACCAAGAUCUCCGGGGAGUGCAAGAAGGCCCGGCCCACCCUCGCCGACCUGCACUCCUUCCUCAAGCAAGAAACAUUCCACCGUCACUCACCGGGAUACGAACCGCAUCGAAGUGAUAGCUUCAGUCAAGGAGGGAUUGAUGAUGCAACUAUUGAUGGCGACAAGAAACCCGAAGGAGAGCCGGUCCGGUUUGGAUGGGUCAAAGGGGUGAUGAUCCGUUGCAUGCUCAAUAUCUGGGGCGUCAUUCUGUACCUUCGGCUUCCUUGGAUCACAGCGCAAGCCGGAAUAGCAUUGACAUGGGUCAUCAUAUUGAUGUCUGUGACGGUGACCACCAUCACCGGGUUGUCCAUUUCGGCCAUCUCCACCAACGGCAAAGUGAAAUCAGGUGGGACAUAUUUCCUCAUCUCGAGGAGCCUUGGACCUGAGCUGGGUGGCUCCAUCGGCCUCAUCUUUGCCUUCGCCAACGCCGUGGCCGUGGCCAUGCACACCGUGGGCUUUGCCGAAACUGUGCGGGAUUUACUGCUUGAAUACGACUCGACCAUUGUGGAUCCCACGAACGACAUCCGCAUCGUCGGCAUCAUCACGGUGACGGUGCUUCUCGGGGUUUCCUUGGCUGGGAUGGAGUGGGAGGCCAAGGCCCAGGUCCUCUUCUUCAUCGUCAUCAUGAUCUCCUUCAUCAACUAUCUGGUGGGGACUGUCAUUCCAGCGAGUCAAGAGAAGCAAGCCAAAGGUUUCUUCAGUUAUAGAGGGGAUAUUUUUGCCCAGAACUUUGUCCCCAACUGGCGUGGACCUGACGGUAGCUUCUUUGGCUUGUUUUCCAUCUUCUUCCCAUCCGCCACCGGCAUCUUGGCAGGAGCCAACAUUUCGGGCGACUUGAAGGAUCCGGCGGUGGCAAUUCCUAAAGGGACCCUCAUGGCUAUUUUCUGGACAACCAUAUCCUAUUUGGUGCUUUCUGCUACAAUUGGUUCUUGUGUGAUCCGUGACGCAUCGGGGAACGUGAACGACACACUCACCGUGGAUUCAAUGGGCUGCGAAGGCAUCGCUUGUGGCCUCGGCUGGAACUUUACUGAAUGCGCCCAGAGCCAGAGCUGCCGCUAUGGGCUCAUCAACCAUUACCAGGCCAUGAGCAUGGUGUCUGGAUUUGCGCCAUUGAUCACCGCAGGGAUUUUCGGGGCCACUUUGUCCUCCGCUCUGGCUUGCCUGGUCUCCGCGCCCAAAGUGUUUCAGUGCCUUUGCAAGGAUCAACUCUACCCUGCCAUUGGCUUUUUCGGGAAGGGCUACGGAAAAAACAACGAACCAAUCCGGGGUUAUGUAUUGACGUACUUUAUCGCAGUGGGCUUCAUCCUUAUUGCGGAAUUGAAUGCCAUUGCUCCCAUCAUUUCCAACUUCUUCCUCUGCUCCUACGCACUCAUCAACUUCAGCUGCUUCCAUGCCUCCAUUACCAAUUCGCCAGGUUGGAGGCCCUCCUUCCGGUAUUACAGCAAAUGGGCGGCUCUGUUUGGGGCGGUCAUCUCGGUGGUCAUCAUGUUCUUGCUCACCUGGUGGGCUGCCCUCAUUGCCAUUGGAAUCGUGGUGUUCUUGCUGGGAUACGUGCUCUACAAGAAACCUGUGGUGAACUGGGGCUCUUCGGUGCAAGCUGGUUCCUACAAUAUGGCCUUGAACUAUUCCGUUGGACUCAAUGAGGUGGAUGACCACAUUAAAAACUACAGACCUCAGUGUCUGGUCCUGACCGGUCCUCCCAAUUUCCGUCCGGCUCUGGUGGAUUUCGUGGGCACCUUCACCAAAAACGUUAGCCUGAUGAUCUGCGGAAAUGUGUUGGUUGGGCCAUGCAAACAGGUCCUCCCAGAGCUCCGUCUUGCCUCCAAGGGCCACGUCAAAUGGCUGACCAAGCGGAAGAUCAAGGCUUUCUACACGGAGGUCUUGGCGGAGGACUUGAGGGCCGGCGUGCAAAUCCUGAUGCAGGCCUCAGGUCUCGGGAGAAUGAAACCCAACAUCCUUGUGCUUGGAUUCAAGAAGAACUGGCAGUCAGCUCAUCCACAGACAGUGGAAGAAUAUGUUGGGAUCCUCCAUGACGCUUUCGACUUCAAGUUCGGGGUGUGCAUGAUGCGGAUGAAAGAGGGGCUCAACGUGUCGCGGCUCAUGCAAGCGCACAUCAAUCCGGUUUUUGAGCCCACGGAGGAUCCGGAGAAGAACGGCAACACUCCGUCGGUAGCCGGCACAUUGGAUCCGGAUGCCUUGGUCGCAGAGCAGCAAGCAAGCACCCUCUUCCAGAUUGUGCAGGAGAAAAAGACCAUCGACAUAUACUGGCUGUUUGAUGACGGAGGCCUGACGCUGCUCAUCCCGUACCUCCUCAGCCGCAAGAAGAGAUGGGGAAAAUGCAAGAUCCGGGUUUUUGUCGGCGGGCAGAUCAAUCGGAUGGACGAAGAGCGGAAAGCGAUCGUCUCUCUGCUCAGCAAAUUCCGACUCGGCUUCCACGAAGUCCACAUCCUUCCCGACAUCAACCAGAAGCCCCGACCUGAACACGUGAAAAGAUUCGACGACUUGAUUGCCCCGUUCAGGCUGAACGACGGCUUCAAAGACGAGGCUGCGGUGAACGAGAUGAGGCACGGAUGCCCCUGGAAGAUCUCGGACGAGGAGGAGGCCAAGAACAAGGCCAAGUCCCUUCGUCAAGUGAGGAUGAAUGAGAUCUUGCUGGAUUUCUCCCGGGACGCUGCUCUUGUCUUCAUGUUUGUGAUCCUAUCAGUUCUUUGCUGCUGGGAGGUGGUACCUGAGGCAUAAGUUCCAAUGGAUCAUUUGGGUCACAUAGUUGUGCCUCUGUUUGUAGUCUGUCUGUGCAAUUUUCCUACAGCAGCUGAGGAUAUGAUCAAUGGUUUCGUCGGUUUUCUUGCACAGUCUGCAUUUGGGGUCAUCAGCUGAUUUUUCGAUCUUGGCCUGAAUUGCCUUUGUCCUGAUGUCUUGCUCCUGGGCUGCAAGGAUCAGGCCUUCUGUCUCCUUCUUCAGGGUCCCAUUCGUGAGCCAGAGUCAGGUCUUCUCCUUGUCAGCUUUUCCUUCAAUUUUGUCAAGGAAUGUUUUGUUGUGCCAGCUGUCAGCUCUAGUUUGUAGUGUGGUUUUCUUGUACUGGUGUUUUGUCUGCUGUGCUUUGAGGAGUUUCUGAUUUUAGACUUCAAUCAAAAUAACAAUUACUAUUUUGAUUGAAUAAUAAUUAUUAUUUGACUUCAAUAAUAAUGAUUAUUAUUAUUAUUAUUAUUAUUAUUAUUUUAUUGUAUAGAAUCAUAGAAUCAUAGAAUCAUAGAAUAGUAGAGUUGGAAGAGACCUCAAGGGCCAUCUAGUCCAACCCCCCGCUAAGAAGCAGGAAAUCGCAUUCAAAGCACCCCCGACAGAUGGCCAUCCAGCCUCUGCUUAAAAGCCUCCAAAGAAGGAGCCUCCACCACGGCCCGGGGGAGAGAGUUCCACUGCCGAACAGCCCUUCUCACAGUGAGGAAGUUCUUCCUGAUGUUCAGGUGGAAUCUCCUUUCCUGUAGUUUGAAGCCAUUGUUCCGUGUCCUAGUCUGCAGGGCAGCAGAAAAUAAGCUUGCUCCCUCCUCCCUAUGACUUCCCCUCACAUAUUUGUACAUGGCUAUCAUGUCUCCUCUCAGCCUUCUCUUCUGCAGGCUAAACAUGCCCAGCUCUUUAAGCCUCUCCUCAUAGGGCUUGUUCUCCAGACCCUUAAUCAUUUUAGUUGCCCUCCUCUGGACGCUUUCCAGCUUGUCAGCAUCUCCCUUCAUCUGCGGUGCCCAAAACUGGACACAGUAUUCCAGGUGUGGUCUGACCAAGGCAGAAUAGAGGGGGAGCAUGACUUCCCUGGAUCUAGACGUUAUUCCCCUAUUGAUGCAGGCCAAAAUCCCAUUGGCUUUUUUAGCUGCCGCAUCACAUUGUAGGCUCAUGUUUAACUUGUUGUCCACGAGGACUCCAAGAUCUUUUUCGCACACACUGCUGUCAAGCCAGGCGUCCCCCAUUCUGUAUCUUUGAUUUCCAUUUUUUCUGCCGAAGUGAAGUAUGACACAGCAAACAAGAUAGAUAUGCUGGAUUUCGUUUCACAAAAUCACAAGUCAAACACUUCCCAAGUGUCUAGGACUGUGUGAUGUAUUUUCAGAUGAUGUGUGCAGAUCCCAGUAGGUUGGCAUUAUUAUUAUUAUUAUUAUUAUUAUUAUUAUUAUUAUUAUUAUUAUUAUUUAUUACUACAAAGGCUGGGUGGCCAUCUAUUGGAUCUGCUCUGACUGUGGCUCCUGGGGACUUACCCUAAAAUACUGUUAAGUUUACAUUGGUCAAAAGGUUUUCCUAUGCCUGAUCUAUAUAUAUUAUAAUUUAAUACAACAUAUAUACAUGUCUAUACAUCAGCAGUACUGGAGGGGAGGUACCGGAAGACCCCUGCUCUGGAAAGACUAUGCCCUUGUGAGUCUGGCCAUAUCGAAACUAUCGAGCACGUGCUCCUCCAGUGUAUGUUUUAUAGAGAUAUUAGAAUCAAUUUCAUCACUCCUUGGCUUUUAAAACAUCCAGGCCGCACUGAAAGAUACUACACCUCUCUGCUGCUCUCAGACUCCUGUUCUGCAAUAACCUAUAGUGUCGCCAGGUUCUGUGCGGCAGCAAUUUCCAUCAGACGGACGAUGACUGACCCCACAGGGCCUGUAGCCAGAGCAAUCUGUUAUAACUGAAAGACUGCAAAUGCUCCCUCUAUCCCCCUCCAGAGGAUCGAUAUUUACUAUUAGCUGACCCUGCUAAUAGUCUGCUUUUAAUUUGUUUUUAUUAUAGCAUGUUUUUAACUUGCUCUUUUAUCUGACUUUUAUGGGAACUGCGAUUCUCCUUUCGGGCACCUGUGCCCAUUUCUAUAUAUUCUGGUCAUAGACCGUAAUAAAUUGCUACUACUACUACA